UGAAAAUUCCGCAUCAAUCUUUCGCCGAAAAUUUUGUUUCCUCACUAAUUCUUAAUUCCGUGCUAUGGAGGGACUGAAAGACGAGCGUCCCAGGCUCUAGGGCGCGCCAUGGUGGCCGUGUUUCUCUCUCUGCCAUUUCUUCAGUGUUUCUUUCUCUACAACUCCAUGAGCCUGCUGUUGAGAAUAAGAUUUCUGGCGACCCCAUAUCAUUUUCGGGCAACGAUUCCGGCCAAAUUUCCUGCUUCAUCGGCCCUGGUAAGAGGUAUAUGCCAUUUUUUUGGUGAAAAUUCGCUACUCCUCACCGAAAAACGUUCUUCAAGAUUAGCCAUAAACUGCCAUGAAAAGAAAUUACAGAACGAUCUCCAAAGCCUGUUAGGGUUCAUGGAUAAACCUAAACUCGCCCUAAAUUUCUUUAAUAUCAUCGAAAUCCCCAAACCUAUCCUUGUGAUUGUCACCAUUGUUCAUAUACUGGUUCUUGGGAAACUCUUCAAGCCUGCAAAAUCUAUAUUCAUUCAAUUUAUAUCCAAUUCUCACAGUGAUUUUUCCUCGGUUUUUUACUUAUUUUUUGAGAAUUUCUUAGAUUGGGAUUCAAGGCAUGUAGCAUGUAGCAUGGUGCUUGAAUGGCUGGUACAAAGUGGACGGGUUUCUGAUGCAAUUAGGGUUUUUCCCCAAAUUAAAGAUUACAGCCUUAAACCCACUGUAAUUGCCUUCAAUUCUAUUCUUUGUGAAUUGCUUAAGGAUAAUCGUAUAGCUGAUUUUUGGGAUAUUUAUCGAGAAAUGAAUGAAUUUGGAGUUUCAGGAGAUGCUUAUACCUUUAACAUUAUUAUUAAUGGAUUCUUGAGAAUGGGUUUAGUAUCUGAAGCUAUUGAUGUUGUUAAAAAGAUCGAAUUUGAGAGAAAACCGAUUGAUGUUGUUGUUUAUAACUCUUUAAUUGAUGGGCUUUGUAAGAAUAAUGAGUUAAAACUGGCUGAAAUGGUGUUUGGGGAGAUGGUCGAGAAGGGUAUUUUGCCUGAUGUGUACACUUACAAUGUUAUGAUAAAUGGGUUCUGCAGAGAGGGUUUCUUUGAUGAUGCUCUCUCACUCUUUGAAGAAAUGCGUGAAAGAAAUAUAAAUAGAAAUUUGGUUACAUAUAACACUAUGAUUGUUAGGCUUUGCAAGAGGUUGCUGGUUACAAGAGCUGAAGAGAUAUUUAGAGAAAUGAGAAGUGAAAGUUUAGCUCCUGAUCUGAUAACGUACAAUGCUCUUAUUGAUGGCAACUGUAGAAUGGGUAAUCUAAAAAGGGCAUUGGAGUUAAGGAAAGAAAUGGGUAAAGCUAACAUCUCCCUGGACAUUGAUACAUAUUUGUCUUUAAUCAGUGAGCUUUGUAAGCAAGGGGAAUUGUGGAAUGAGAAGGCAUUUUUUAGGGGAAUUCAAGCCAUUGGGCUUCCUCCUAUUGCUAGUGUCUUUAACAAUUUGAUAGACAAUCUGUGCAAUCAUGGGCGACUUGCUGAUGCUCUCACUCUCUACAAAAGAAUGAUGAAGAUGGGUUUUUCUCCUGAUAUUAGAGCUGGUGCUCAAAUUUUGACUGCUCUUCUCGGACAAAACAUGUUAGUAGAAACUCGAGAAGUUCUCUGUCAAGUCUUCAAGAGGAAUGUUUUUGGUGAUUCUAAUGGAGAUCAUAAUUCUUGGAAGCACCAUUCUAGCAAAGAAGUUAAGGAUGCAUCUCACCUUGAUUCUGAGUGUUUAGAAAUGUAUGGUUCUCUUAUUUGUGCCAGUAAAUGUGCUUGUGAGAUUGCCAUUAAUGGAUUUUGCGAAAUGGGUUUCCUUGACGAGGCUCUUUAUCUUCUAAGUCUUAUGGAGAUUAGUGGAAAUCACCUAGACAUGCCCUAUUAUAAUGUGUUAUUGGAUAGUCUUUGCAAACAGGGAGAUUGUGAAAGGGCCAAGCUUGUUUUCAAUGGGUUAACAAACCAAGGUUUAGAACCAAAUGCACAAGUGUACAACAUUUUAGUGAAUGGAUAUUGUAAAAGUGGCCUUAUGGAUGAUGCCCUCUCACUCUAUCACAAACUCUAUGAGAAAAACCUUGCCCUGGACUUAAUCACCUGUAACACUUUCUUAAGUGUGCUCUGCAAAAACUCUCAGGUCCACAAAGCAAAUGAAGUUCUUCUCAAAGUGGUGGAGAAAGGCAUGGUCCCUAAUGUUAUUUCUUAUAAUAUUCUCAUUGAUGGGUAUUGCCAAAUGGGCAAUAUAGGGCUAGCAUGUAAAUUAAGAGAGGAGAUGGAGGGCGCUGGUAUAUUACCCAACUCUCAGACUUAUGGCUCCCUGGUUAAUGGUUUUUGCCGAGUUGGUAGUCUUUUGAAUGCUGAGAAUCUUUUAUUGGAGAUGAGGGAUAAAGGAUUGGCGCCUAAUGGAGUUAUCUUUAAUACUCUUAUAAAUGGAUACUGUAAUGAGGGGAAGGUGGAGGAAGCUCUUGCUUCGUGCUCCGAGAUGGUUAGAGAGGGAAUUCACCCUGAUAUGUUCACUUAUAAUGAGAUAUUGUCUGGUAUUUGCAAGAGAGAUAUGUUGCCUUUGGCCGAGCAAAUACUGGCAGAGAUGUUUAAGAAUGGAUUUCUUCCUGAUUCCUUCACAUAUAUUGCAAUAAUCACCAAAUUUUGCAAGGAAAAAAGGGUUGAUCUUAGAAAAAUAUAUAGGGAAAUGUGUAGUUCGGGUGUUUACCCGGACUUGAUCACUUGCAACAUUAUAAUCAAAAGUCUGUGCAGUGAUGGGUUCUUCUUUGAAGCUCUUGAAUUUCUUGAGCAGAUUGAAGCUGAUGGCCAGAGUUUGGAUAAGGUUACAUAUGGUACAAUCAUUAAUGGCUUGUGCAAGAAUGGAAACCUUGCAAAAGCUGGAGAGAUUUUCGCAGAGAUGAGAGAGAAAGGAUUAUCUACUGAGACUUACAUAUACAACAUUUUGAUGGAUGGGUAUUGCAAAAAGGGCCUUUUGGAUGAAGCUCUCACUCUUUUUGAUGAAAUGCUUUGUGAAAGUAAUGCUCCUGACUUGGUGACCUAUAGUACCCUGAUAUGUGGGUUUUGUAAGAAAUCAAUGAUGCAGAAAGCUAGUGAGAUGUUCUGUAAGAUGACUAAAGAUGGCAUAAGUCCUGAUUUGAUAUGUUACACUGCUUUGAUCAACGGGUUAUGCAAGGAAGGCAUGGUAGGGAGGGCUUUGUCUCUCCUUGAUAAAAUGGUGAGUCAAGGGGUGCAGCCCGAUUCCUAUAUCCUUAGUGCGCUUGUCUUUGGUCUUUGUAGGAAUGGGAUGAUACAAGAGGCUGAAAACAUUUUUGGGGAAAUUAUGGACAUGGGAAUGGUACCAAGCAGCUCUGCAUAUAAUACUUUAAUUGGUGAGUUGUCUAGAAAAGGCUUACUAGAACGAGCUUUUGAUAUUCGGCAUCGGGUUCUGGAAAGAGGAGUUUUGCCUGAGGCCCAAUCAUAUAUUCCCAUUGUCCGGGCUUUUAGGCAAGGGGUGAUAUUUGGAAGAAGUCAUGGUUCAUGAGAUGUGUUAAUUGAAAGUAUCACUGUAACUCUAGCACGGGCUCCGGUGUCCCCGUAAGAGCUCUGUAUUGGGUUUAUGGAACCUGAAAGAGAAAUUUACGGCAUUGUUACUGUUUCCGUGCUGGGCAGGCUCUCUCAUGCAGGACAACCUGUAUAAGUGGUAUCUCCACUCUUCAUGUGCGUGGUUUCGCUGAUCCUUGCAUCCUCCAACUUCCUUGCAUCCUGUACUCUUCUUAUCGAUAUGCUUAUCUCUACUUCUUUGAUUCUUUCCAAUCCAAAUGGCUAAGAUUAUUGCGAGAUUCAAUUUGUGCAUUGUAGAGUUAUAUUCCUAUCUUCAUGUGAAUAUCUGAAAUUUUCGGACAGUAUUCAAGUUUCCUAGUUUGGAUAUCACUAAAUUGUUCGUUGUAUUGAGAUUGUUUUUGUCCAAUUGCUUUUGCUACAGGCUUUAAGCCCUUUAUUUCAA
Molecule: messenger RNA, 3966 nt
Organism: Amborella trichopoda
Lineage: Eukaryota; Viridiplantae; Streptophyta; Magnoliopsida; Amborellales; Amborellaceae
Molecular function (GO): protein binding
Source: RefSeq, a predicted model, not a curated record